AAUGCGCGUAUCCUUCGAUUUACGGCACCGAUCUUGUAAUGAAAAACUUCGACCAUUUUAGUGAAGCGUGCAAGGCGUAUGUGUUAAAUAACUCAACGUGACAUUAUAUGGUAUUAUGGGUCCCAAAAAGAAUAUGUGUGUGUUUCGUGGUGCAGCGAAAAGCUAUUUAGAAUCAAACUUUGCAUUGUCUUUGCAAGUAGAAAACAAUUGUAAAAAUGGGCAUAUUCUGUUUGUAUUCGUUAGCAAUAAUGAAUCACAUCAAUUAACUAUUGAGCAGGUCAAUAAACUUUAUGGCUUCAAUAUUUGUUACAGUCAUACUAAACUUCUUGUUAAUGUAUCAAAAAAAUGGGCUUGCAAUUUUUUGAGAGAUUCAAAACAUUUUGUUGACUUCUGCAACGAGCCUUUUAUUUGUCAAGCAGCAACAUUUCCAGCAACAGAUUCAUUUCAGUCAAGUCCAAGUUCAAGUAAAACUCUUUUGUAUUUGUCAGUUGCCUCAUCUCCUAAACAUAAAAGUAUUUUGUCUUCACCUAACAAAAAAAGUCCUUUGUUAUCCAGGUUAAGAGCUGACCAGUUGACUCCAAGAAAAAAACUCUUAAAACAUAGAUUAAGUGUUUUUGCUACUGAAAUUGCUACCGAAAAACGAAAGCAUAGAGAGGAUGUAAAGGUGUUGAAAGAAAAAUUUAAAACAAGGCCAAGAUUUAAACAUCUCAAUGAGACUAUUGCUCGCAAAGAAAAGACAAUUCGAAGUUUGCGGAAUAAAUUAAAAGUUCAAUGUAUAAACUUACAGCUGAAUUAA
Hydra vulgaris (swiftwater hydra) is the source of this 796-nucleotide messenger RNA. The record is from RefSeq and is a predicted model, not a curated record. Lineage: Eukaryota; Metazoa; Cnidaria; Hydrozoa; Anthoathecata; Hydridae.